Penicillium subrubescens is the source of this 1995-nucleotide messenger RNA. Its product is annotated as DNA-directed DNA polymerase eta. The record is from RefSeq and is a predicted model, not a curated record. Lineage: Eukaryota; Fungi; Ascomycota; Eurotiomycetes; Eurotiales; Aspergillaceae. The transcript has a single exon. Gene Ontology annotation, biological process: response to radiation; error-prone translesion synthesis. Gene Ontology annotation, cellular component: replication fork; nucleus; site of double-strand break. The coding region runs from base 1 to 1995 and encodes 664 amino acids. Gene Ontology annotation, molecular function: damaged DNA binding; DNA-directed DNA polymerase activity.
AUGUCGUCUGAAGACCCGCCCAACGCGUCGCCCAACGAUGCCGUGAAACGCUCCCGCUACACCCAUCGCCAACUCCAACUCCUGCGCCAGGGUUCGACAGCCACCCCGCUCCGCGCAAUUGCACAUAUCGAUCUCGAUGCCUUUUACGCACAAUGUGAGAUGGUGCGCCUGGGGACACCCCGCGAUGCACCUCUUGCAGUGCGCCAGUGGGACUCACUGAUCGCUGUCAAUUACGCCGCGCGGCCGUUUGGGAUCACUCGGAUGAUCACCGCGGGCGACGCUCGCAAACUUUGCCCCAAUAUUGUCCUGCAGCAUGUCGCGACUUUCCGAGAAGGAGAGGGGGGUCGGUGGGCGUACCGUGACGAUGCAUUUAUGAAUAUCAAGACCGACAAGGUUUCCCUCGACCCGUAUCGGGCGGAGUCGAGGAAGAUCCUCAAAACGAUGAAGGAGGCGUUGGAGCGGUGGUACACGAAUGAUUCGGAUGGCGAAAUUCACCGCUUGACCCAGGGUCUCUCGGCUGCCUUGGAAAAGGCUAGUAUAGACGAAGUCUUCAUUGACUUGUCACCCAUCGUGUACAUUGUUUUGCUCCAGAGAUAUCCGGAAUUACGGGCAGGUUCGCAAGAUGGGGACCGUGAUGCGGAACUACCUCCUCCGCCCACGACCGCAGUUCAAUGGCAUUCUGAGGAUUGUCUGAUAGACCUCGAUCUACAUGAGCGGGAGGAAGAUGACCCCGACUGGGACGAUAUUGUCAUGCUUGUUGGCUCGGAAGUUGUUCGAUCCGUGCGUCAGGCAGUCUGGGAUAAUCUGAACUACACCUGCUCCGCCGGCCUUGCCCGUAACAAAAUGCUUGCAAAACUGGGAAGUGCCUGCAACAAGCCUGACAAACAGACCGUGGUGCGAAAUCGGGCUGUCCAGCACUUCCUAGGUGGCUACAAGUUCACCCAGAUUCGCAUGCUGGGCGGCAAGCUCGGUGAUCAGAUUACAUCUUAUUUUGGUACUGAGAAAGUGAGCGACCUGCUCAAUGUACCUCUUGAGUCACUGCGUGCCAAAUUGGAUGAUCACACUGCCUCAUGGCUGUACGGGAUUAUCCGUGGUGAUGACCGAUCUGAGGUUAACCCCCGAACACAAAUCAAGUCAAUGCUCUCGGCCAAGUCGUUUCGACCUAGCAUCAACUCGUUGGAGCAGGCCGAGAAAUGGCUACACAUCUUUGCAGCAGAUAUCUACGGUCGUCUUGUGGAGGAUGGCGUGCUUGAAAACAGACGUCGCCCCAGAGUGAUCGCUCUGCACCACCGGACUGCGCAGAUGCGCUCUCGUCAGAUCCCGAUUCCUGCAGCGGGUACAAUUGAUGAGAGUAUGCUUUUCGAGUUGGCGAGAACUUUGAUGCGGCAAGUCAUGACAGAUGGACAACCCUGGCCUUGUUCUAAUCUGUCCUUGAGCGUUAGUAGUUUCGAGGACGGGGUGAGCAAGAACAAGGCAAUUGAAGGGUUCUUGCUUAGGGGUGACCAGGCCAAGUCUUUGAAUCAUGGGUCUCGCCCUCGAGAUGCCGAUGUACCUCCGAACGAACCACCGCCGCUGGAAAAGAAACGAAAGAUUGACGAUAACGGGAUCAAACGAUUCUUCACUCAACCGCCUUUUGAACAUAAACCUGAUAAACCCGUGGUUGAUCAAGAGAGUCCUGAGCCCAAGGAAGGUCAUGAUGACCCGACUAUUCCUACCCCAGUCUCCGAGGCAGAGGUGGAUGACAAUGCCAUGCCACACUAUACCUGCAACCGUUGCUCUCGGUCCAUACCUGAAAUCGAGAGAGAGGAGCACGAUGAUUGGCAUUUUGCCAAAGACCUCGAAAUUCAGGAGCGUCAAGAGGCCAGGGAUGCGCAACCGCAGUCUCGUCCAGCAGCUCCAUCGAAUAGCUCUCGAGGCUCAGGAACUCGGGGCAGAGGAGGUCGGGGUGGUCGAGGCAAGCCCGAGAGAGGGCAAAUGCGAUUGGCAUUUCAGUGA